CCGGCGCGGCCCGGCGCGGCCCGACAGCAGCAGCGAUGGAGCAGUUAUCAGAUGAAGAACUUGACCAUGGUGCUGAGGAAGACAGUGACAAAGAAGAUCAGGAUCUGGACAAAAUGUUUGGGGCUUGGCUUGGGGAGCUAGACAAACUUACACAGAGUUUGGAUACUGACAAGCCAACACAACCAGUAAAAAGAUCUCCUCUUCGCCAGGAAACAAACAUUGCCAAUUUUUCUUAUCGUUUCUCCAUGUACAAUUUGAAUGAAGCCCUGAAUCAGGGAGAAACUGUGGAUUUGGAUGCCCUGAUGGCUGAUCUUUGCUCUAUUGAGCAGGAACUCAGUAGCAUUGGGUCUGGAAACAGUAAGCGUCAAACUACAGAAACAAAAGCUGCUCUGAAAUUACCUGCUGGCCGACAUACCUUGAAACAUGGCACCCUGAAAGGAUCGUCCUCUUCAUCUAAUAGGAUAACUAAGCCUUCACCUGCCAACUACUCCUUGGAUGACAUUACUGCACAAUUAGAACAGGCUUCUCUCAGCAUGGAUGAAGCUGCUCAGCAGUCAAUAAUGGAAGAUGCCAAGCCUACAGUGAUUAAUCAGCACAGGAGAACAGCAUCAGCAGGUACUGUAAGUGAUGCUGAAGGACGCUCUAUUAGCAAUUCAUCUCGUUCAAGCAUCACUUCUGCGGCUUCCAGCAUGGAUUCUCUGGAUAUUGAUAAGAUGACACGUCCUCAAGAACUAGAUCUGACACAUCAGGGGCAACCAGUGACUGAGCAUUUUAGUCCUGUGGGACGUUCCAGCGAGGAAGCCCAGUGUCAUGUUGACUUCAUGGGAGAAGAGACUGAGCUAACUCCUGAAGAACAGGCAGCCAAAGUGAAGGCAGAAAAGAUCCGAGUGGCACUGGAGAAGAUUAAAGAAGCCCAAGUGAAGAAGCUUGUAAUUAGAGUCCACAUGUCUGAUGACAGCUCUAAAACAAUGAUGGUAGACGAGAGGCAGACAGUGAGACAAGUACUGGAUAACCUGAUGGACAAGUCACACUGUGGCUAUAGCUUAGACUGGUCACUAGUAGAGACCAUCUCCGAAUUACAAAUGGAGAGAAUCUUUGAAGAUCAUGAAAACUUAGUUGAAAAUCUUCUAAACUGGACAAGAGAUAGUCAAAACAAGCUUAUCUUUGUGGAACGUAUAGAAAAAUAUGCACUUUUCAAAAAUCCCCAGAAUUAUCUUCUGGGGAAAAAGGAAACAUCUGAGAUGGCAGACAGAAAUAAAGAAGUACUGCUGGAGGAGUGUUUUUGUGGGAGUUCUGUGACAGUCCCGGAACUUGAAGGAGUGCUGUGGCUGAAAGAUGAUGGCAAGAAGUCCUGGAAAAAACGUUAUUUUCUCCUGCGAGCUUCUGGUAUCUACUAUGUUCCUAAAGGAAAAGCAAAGGUUUCCAGGGAUCUUGUAUGCUUUCUUCAGCUGGACCAUAUCAAUGUUUACUAUGGACAAGAUUAUCGGAACAAAUACAAAGCACCUACAGACUAUUGUUUAGCCCUGAAGCACCCACAGAUCCAAAAGAAGUCUCAGUAUAUCAAGUAUCUUUGUUGUGACGAUGUUAGAACUCUGCACCAGUGGGUAAAUGGCAUCCGGAUUGCAAAGUAUGGAAAACAGCUCUACCUGAAUUAUCAGGAAGCUGUGAAGAGAACAGAGUCAGCCUAUGACUGGACCUCCUUGUCUAGUUCCAGUAUCAAAUCUGGAUCAAGUUCUUCUAGCAUCCCAGAGUCUCAGUCGAAUCACUCUAAUCAGUCUGAUAGUGGAGUUUCUGACACCCAGCCAACAGGACAUAUUCGUUCUCAGAGUAUCGUGAGCUCUAUCUUUUCAGAAGCUUGGAAACGAGGGACUCAGUUGGAAGACUCCAGCAAGGCCAGAAUGGAGUCUUUGAACCGACCUUACACUUCACUUAUGCCCCCUUUGUCCCCACAAACUAAGACAGUUGCCCCCUACACUGCUUCACAGCCAUCCCCGCCUCUCCCGCCACCUCCACCCCCUCCACCACCCCCUCCACCCCCUCCACCACCCCCUCCACCCCCUCUCCCCAGUCAGGCUGCACCUUCUUCAGUUUCAGCAGCCACAAUGUUUGUCAAAUACAGUACAAUAACUAGGCUGCAGAAUGCAUCUCAACAUUCAGGACCUCUCUUUAAACCCCCACCACCCCUGGUGACACAGCAAAUGUCAGCAGCAUCACAAUCAGGAAAACCUCAACUGCUGGUGCCUCCUAAUGGGGUAGUUCCCCCUCCUCCUCCUCCACCCCCACCUCCUACCCCAGGAUCAGCUAUGGCUCAGUUAAAACCAGCCCCAUGUGCCCCAUCAGUUCCUCAGUUCAACCCUCCACCUCCUCCUCUGAAAAUCCAUCAAGUGCAGCAGAAUGUUGUUCAGGCUACUCCCCCUGUUCCUGCACCCCCACCUCCCCCUCCUGUUCCUGCACCCCCACCUCCUCAAGCCCCUCCCAAACCUCUGGUGACUCCCCCACCAACCAGUACCAAAACUGCAUCACCUACUGUGAUACAAACCCCAUUCUCGGUUCCUACCCCUCCAAUUCCCCCAGCAAAAAAGCAGCCAGUUUUUCCCACUUCCCAGAUUCCACAAUCUGCUCCUGCUCUUCCUGGUCCAGUUCCCCCACCAACAUUACCAAAACAGAGCUUCUGUGUAAAACCACCUCCUUCCCCACAGUCUCCAGUGCCAUCUGUUGUGAAGCAGAUAGCCAGCCACUUCCCCCCUCCCCCAACCCCUCCUCCAUCAGAGCCUCUGCCUUUAAAGCCUGUGCCAUUGAGUGCGACACCACAGUCUCCCCCUGCUGUGAAAGCCAAGCCUAAGUGGCAGCCCAGCUCUGUGCCAUCCCCUGACUUUCCUCCACCUCCACCUGAAAGCAUCCUUGUAUUUCCACCUCCACCAGCAUCAACACCAGGGGUCUCUCCUGCCCCUGAUAAAAUUGGAUCUCCAGUCAAAAAGACCAGCAAGACUUCUAGUCCAGGGGGAAAGAAACCACCCCCAACACCACAGCGAAACUCCAGCAUUAAAUCGAGCAGCUGUGCAGAAUAUCAAGAGUCUAAAAGACCUUCAGUGGACAGCCUUGUUAGCAAAUUUGCACCCCCCUCAGAACCUUCAGGGUCUCCCAACAAGGAGACGCCACCUCCUCCUGCAGCUCCACCAAAACCUGGAAAACUCAAUCUCUCUGGAGUCACUCUACCUAUAAUUCUCCAACAAGGAGGCAUUUCAGCAAAAGUACCUGUUAUGAGUGGACCUGGGAAGGACUCAGUGGUCGAAUUUCCUUCUCCUCCUUCAGAUUCUGACUUCCCACCUCCUCCACCUGAAAUAGAGCUUCCUCUACCACCAGUAGAGAUUCCAUCAGUAUUUUCAGGAAACACUCCUCCAAAAGUGGCUGUUGUUAACCCUCAGCCACAGCCGUGGUCCAAGACAUCAGUGAAGAAAGCCCCUCCUCCCACGAGGCCCAAACGGAAUGAUAGUACCCGCCUCACACAAGCUGAAACCCCAGACCAACAGGUGACUGCCACCGUCAUUCCACAAGUGCCCACUUCUCCCAAGUCCAGCCUUAGCGUCCAGCCUGGAUUCUUGGCUGAUUUAAACAGGACACUGCAGCGCAAGUCCAUCACCCGGCAUGGCUCUCUCUCUUCUUCCCGAAUAUCUAGAGCAGAGCCAACUGCCACCAUGGAUGAUAUGGCAUUACCUCCUCCACCCCCUGAACUGCUCUCUGAUCAACAGAAGGCCGGCUACGGAGGUAGCCAUAUCUCAGGCUAUGCAACAUUGCGGAGGGGGCCACCUCCUGCUCCCCCUAAAAGGGACCAGAACACCAAGCUCUCUAGAGACUGGUAGCUACCACAGGAUUCUGGAUAAUUCUUCAGUCAGCUAAUCUAACCUAUAAAUUCAGGUGUUCAGCACCUCCUUGUGUAAUAGAUAAUGUGAUCAAAAUGGUAUUCAGCUGUAGCUAAGGGUAAUUGUAUACAUUCUCCCUCCCCAUCCCCCAUACUUAGUCCAAAAAUGAGUUGUGUGUUUUGGGUGGGGGGUGUGUGUGAAGGGGAUGUGUGUGUCUUAUUAUCCCUUGAUGUUCCUUUUUUUCUUUCACGUGGAUUGGACCAAAAAUCUUUCUUACUUUUCUGGAUUUGAGGUUUUUUGUAGUGUCUGUCCAUGUGCAAUGAGACUCUGUUUGUGCAUGUUUUAAAAUAUAUAUAUUGAGUAGAUCUAUAAUGGGACAUUUCUCACAAUUAUAAAAGACAACCAGAAUGUUUGGUCUAUCUAGAUUGUUUGAGUCUUCACUUUCAAGCAUAGGGAAGGGGCAUUUCAAGCCAGGAAAAGCUUAAUAUCUCAAGAGUGAUAACAAUACCAAGACAGUUUGUGACCAGCUACUAAGAAUAUAGACAUGAGAAAACCAAAACAUUCUGGGUGUAAAAACUAAAAGAAAAUAGAAAUUGUUUGGUGAUCUGGAGUAAAAUAAAUUUCUGCCACCAGUAACCUUCUACAAUGUGGCAUUCUGUCCCUGAGGAAAUAAGGGAUAAAUUACCUGUUAAUAAGCUUUGUUAGUUCAUUUUACUGUUAACCAGGAAUACCAUUUCAAUCCCUUAAGUUUCUUGAGUUUUUCCUUGAAUUUCCAUGAGCUUUUAAUCAAGUUUGGUUCCAUGUUUCUUUGUUUUAAUUCAUUAGGAUAUUCAUGUCUAGUACCAACCAUCUAAUGAUGUUAUGUUCCAGGAUACCAGUUGUCCUUUACAGUGUGUGCUUUAUGUAGCUGUAUGUAAUACACAUCUCUGCAUAAUGUGUACACACAUUAUACAAAUAUAUCAUUGCCCAAAAAACAUCUCUAGGGAGAAUAAAUACCUCGUACAUUUCUGCUGCUCUCCCUAGCAGGAGCAACUAGGAAUUAUAGGAAAGUUAAUUUAAUCUUCUAGUUCUUUGUCCUUCUUGGCAUUCAUGAAUGCAUAAAUCCACAAACACAUUUUGUAUCUUACAUGGAACUUGAGAAUAUCAUUAGACUUCAGAAGAGGAGGAGAAAGGACACAAAUCAGAAUCCUGUCUUUAUAGAUUGUGAAGGCUUAUCCAGCUACCAGAGGGUGAUCAAAUGUCAAGUUAUGCGUACUCGAUACUGAUCACCUGUUAUGCAUGUGCAGCACAGCAUAAAAUCAUAGUGGAACAACUCCAGAUCUAGUGGUGUUUUCCGAGCUAAUAUUGUUCCAUGUCAAUUUUUAUUGGGAGGGAGGGGGAGGAAGAGAUAGACAUCAGAAAUCCUGUCCUGUCACACUGAUCUUGGGGAGCGGGAGGAGCUGCUUUACACAGAACACUAUGACCUGCCCAGCAAGCAUGAGCAAAUGAAGAAAAGAUGUUCAUAUCUGUAAAGAUGAAAAUGUCAAGACUGUGACCCUAAGGAAGAAAGAAUCCAAGUAAUAGUCAUCUAGUGGGAAUAAGAAAAGAUUGAGCAAGUUUCACAAAAAAAAUCUACUGUAAAAACUUUCCCCCAUCAGAAAGCAGUGCACCCUAAAGAGACAGUAAGGAGUGAAAUUAAAGUAAGCAGCACCUCCACUAUCACAUCACCAUUCUCCUGUGUUAAUAUAGUUUGAGCAAUAAGACCAUUGUGCGUUUUAAAGCAAUGCUACUUUAAAAAGCACUUUUUUUGUAUUUUCAAUUGUUCACAAAACUUCCUGUGUUUAACAUUGAUGUGCUUAUGAAGUGUCCUUAAAAGCAUUUGCAUUGUUGAUUCUGAAGCAUGCCCUGGUUUAGCCAGCUAACACCGCCUUUGAGAAGGUGAAACUAUGCUAUUGUCCAUGGGUGCUGCUGUCAUUUUCCACAGCCUUCUACUUGCAAUUUUGUAUUGGAAGGAACACCUAUCCUACCCACCUCUUCUCUGAGGUGGAAGUAUUAAGAAAAGGAAUCCAGAUAUUUAUUUAGUACUGAGUUUAGCUGUGAUGUCAAACUUUUAUGAAGUUGGACAGAGGCCUGUUUUUUCCCUAUGAAAAAUCAGAUCUCUUCUUUCCUUCCUUGGGCCUCCAAAAUUUUUCUAGGACAAUUACAGUUUGGACAAGACUUUUAAGAAAUACUGAUUCAUUGUUCCCUAUUAGAUUCAUUAGGAUUCCCAACUUUUUCUGCCUUCUUGUUGAAGGCCAAUAAUUGUCACUCAUUUUCCCUUGAGACCAAGGACUCUUUGAAUGAGCACUAAUGGAAGUUUUUGGAGGCAAGAAUAAUGCUCUAGAUCUUUGGUAAGGAACACAUUGCAGCAAGGAAUUAGGAAUGAUUUUUUUUUUUUAAUUUUGGCAGUCUUGGUUGAACAUAUAGUCAUUCUAUCUUUGAGAAAAAUAUAAAUAUAAUACAAACUAUCAGCUUAAGAUUUACGUGUUUUCUUAUGUGGAUGCAGGAAACAACUGAAUUAUAAACUAAAAUAAAAGUUCUAGUAUACUCUUUGAGGGUUUAGAUUAUUAUUGUAGAAGGUUUUGUUUUGGUUUUUUUGCUGCUGAUAUUUUUAAAUCUUUUCUCCCCAAGGCGUUUUUGGGGAAAGAUUAGGGAUUCUUAAAAAAAAACUCUCAAACCUUUGAUUUUGGGUAUUUUUGUAGCCAUUCCUUUUUCUCUGUAGGUUCAGGGAAAUAUAUCUACUGCCAGAUGACACUAGUACUGUGCCUUCCUUUAACUGCCUCUGCUAACAAUUCCAAUCCAGCAUCCUUUUUCCAGACCAAGGAGAGAAAGCUGGAAAUCCGGCUUGGCAGCAUUAACUCCAAGGACCUCAAAUAGUUCAGCUUUAAAUUAUUGCUUUAGAUGGCAGUGUAAAUUGGUGGUUAUUACAUAUACUAACCUGCUUAUCACCUACAAACUGUACCAUUGUUGAAACUACAGCAGGAUCCAUUCUCUAUCUGGUAAUAAUGUAACUUAUAUGGUUUUUUUUUUUUAACUUAAGCAUGUUAAUGUAAACAUUAAAAUAUUCAAAAGAUACAAUGGGAUCUGGUUUUGGAAAUCAGCAUCACAAUUUUCCCAGUGUGGCUUUUGGUCAAUGAAGGGAAAUACUCUGAUUUCUCUAUUCCUCUCUAUUUGAGGCCAGUGAUUAUUAGAAGGUUGCUGUAGCUCACUAUUAGGUCAUAAUUUGCAAGUUGUUGCUUUUUUAAAUGAGAAAAAUAAGUCUGAAACAAAUUACUAGAGAAAAGGAAAAUGUCAAGCUAUGCCUUACCAAUCAUUGAUUCUUGAUUGCUCUUAAAAUUCCUCGUGCAUUUUUGGCUGUCUUUGAUUCUAAAGAGUGGUGGUCCUAAUUGUCCCUUUCUAGGAGUAGAUUUGCUAAGAGCCAGGUUAUGAUCCAAACUUGAAAAUACUCCUUGGUGAGGUUAUUUUUGAAUGAUAUUAUACCUAGAAUGGCUCUGUUCAUUUAUUAUCCACAGUGAGCUCUUACAAAGUAAAUGUCCAAGAAAUAUUCAGGGAAAGUGAUGGCAAGUUAAAUGGGGACCCAAGGUAGCAACACUAAGCAUGUUCUUCCUCUUUGUGAAUGAUUGCAACUGCCACAACCUAGUACUAAAGUAUAUAAAUGCCUUUAAUUACAUUUAGUUUAAGUUAGCGAAUAGCUACUUUUGAGCUCCUUUUUCCCCAGCUGAAGAAAGAGUGAGGGGAAAGACUUUUUCCAAAAGCUCGAGCCAAAUUUUACCAGGUUCCUGAGAGAAGCAUGGGUUUUCCCACCUGUCCAUGGCACAUUAUUCCCUCUAACCACCCCCCCUCCCCCAAAAAAGGAUAAUUUCCUUUCGUGGUUAUAUCAUUUAUUUUAAAAUUUAAGCAUUUGGUUAUAGCAAGUAAACCAUCCUGUGAACCUCUACAGUGCAGAUGUGCCUCUAAUUCAGCAACCUAAACAUCUGACUUUACACAAAAGACAAGAAAGCUUUGAUUUCACAAUGGGAUUCCUUUAAAUAAAAGCAACUUUCUGAUGAAUGCAUUGAUUGUGGCAAGGAUACAUCUGUACUCUUUUCUAAUAAAAUAAACUUGAGACUGGGUCCAAAGAAUGAAUAAUAUGAAAACUGUCUUCCACUAGGGAUGAUGGAUAAUAAUCCUUUAGGAUACAUCUUUCAUUGAACUCUGAAGAGAGAGAAAAUUUGAAUUUUCAUCUACCCAAACUAUUUGCCAUGUUCAUGUACUACAGUACAUGGCUGCCCAUUAACACGUAAGAAAUGUAAAUGUAAAUUCGUGUCUACAUAACCAAGAGUACAAAAAUAAUUACAUCUAAAGAAAAAAAUUGACCUCAUUCACACUGAAUGUAAUAAAGAAAAAUCCUGAUUCGUUCGAGCUUCUUGGAUGAAGUUGUGUGCCAAAACACUAAAGAGAUUCACUGUAUACCUUGAACUCCUUGGAGGAACAACAUUCAAGAAAUCAGUUAAGUAAAUUAAUUCAUAAUGGCUGGUGAAAGGAAGGUAUAUGUUGUCCAGGCACAGCAAAAAUGAAACCAUGGCUAUUUCAGUAGAUAUGAACAUCCCCCCAAAUGGAAUGACUUUAGCCAUGAAUGUUAGUAGGUGAGUUCAGGGCUGUCUACCAAAGAUGUAUUAAGUGUUAGGAAAGCCAAGUAAAAAGUAAAAGUAUUGCAUCUGGAAAAGAUGAUCAGCACAGAGGUAUAAACCAUGCUUUGAAAAUGGACAUUUGGACGGUGUUUGUUUCCAUAAGUAAUUUGUCAUGAAUAACUAAAUCUAUUAGCUCUUUGAGUUUAAAGAAAAUCACAGUUCAGUUAAAUUUCUUCUUAUUUUUCUAACCUUAAUAAGGACUGGCAUUAGGAAUAGUUUAACAUAAUAUUUGUAAACUUACAUUUCAAUCACAAUCACUCCCCAAAAAUAUUUUUUCUUUCUCUCUUAAAAUAAUCCUUAAGAAACAAGCAUUAAGUAGAAUAUUUCCCAUGGUUUUGCAGCUUCAUUUUGUUAGCCAUUAACGGAAUUCUGUACAGAGAUGCACAUUAAAAGUCAUUAGUCUGUGCAAAGCGUGUACUAGAUGUAAAUACAUUCAUGUUUACCACUUUUUAAAGAAAUUGCACCUUUUAUCUUUAAAUGGGAUUGCCUCCCCCAUUUCCUACUCACCCCAAAUCCUUAACCCAUAUUCGGGGGGGGGGGGAGAGGCUCUUAGAAACUCUAACUUCUACAGUUUGGGAGAGCUUUGCCAUAUAUAAAUAUAUAAAUAUAGACGUAUGUAUAAAUAUACUUUUUUAAGCAUGGGAGAGAGGACAAAAGGAACUGCAUUAUAAAAGUACCCAAGAUACAAAAAUAUGCACAAUAAGGAUGUAGUUAAAUUCAAUAUUUUUUGGUCUUGUCUUUUGCAUAACUGUAUGCUCUUAUUUCAUAAUGUGCCUUGCUCCCUGAUUGUGUGAAAUUAUAGAGAGAUAUAUUCAGUACUACUGACCAUGUUUUCAUUAUACUGCUGGAUUAAGUUAUUUUACUGAGUCACUCUCUUGCCAAUUAUUGUUAGUAAACUAUUGUAAUGGCUUAGGAUGGUGGUCAUGAGGUCAGUGUAAAUUUUUUUUCAUUUACAUGUUUCCAUUAUGUAAGUUUACUGAAACCUUAAUAAAAUAUUGGCUUCAUCUA
Messenger RNA from Vombatus ursinus (common wombat), 9556 nucleotides. It is a transcript of the gene RAPH1, whose product is annotated as Ras association (RalGDS/AF-6) and pleckstrin homology domains 1. Bases 36 to 3860 code for a protein of 1274 amino acids. Gene Ontology annotation, cellular component: cytosol; plasma membrane. Gene Ontology annotation, biological process: signal transduction. The transcript has 15 exons. The record is from RefSeq and is a predicted model, not a curated record. Lineage: Eukaryota; Metazoa; Chordata; Mammalia; Diprotodontia; Vombatidae.